UGAAGAACUCUGACUCUGAAGAACUUGAGCUUUGGGGGUGGGGGAGCAGGCUGGGAUGAAGAGGGUAGGCAGGGCACUUCCAGCUGCUCCAAAUCACCCCCUCUCUUUCACAGGUGCACCCCUCCUAGGCCUGCCCCAGCAUGGCACUGUCUCCCAGCCCCCUGGCCAUGGAGUAUGUCAAUGAUUUUGACUUGAUGAAGUUUGAAGUAAAGCGGGAACCGUGUGAGGGGCGGUUCGGACCCCCCACAGCCUCACUGGGCUCCACACCCUACAGCUCCGUGCCACCUUCACCCACUUUCAGUGACCCAGGCAUGGUGGGGGCUAGUGAGGGCCCCCGGCCAGGCCUGGAGGAGUUGUACUGGCUGGCAACUUUGCAGCAGCAGCUGGGAGCUGGGGAGGUGCUGGGGCUGAGCCCAGAGGAGGCCGUGGAGUUGCUGCAGGAUCAGAGCCCCGUGCCUGUUGAGGGGCCCCAUGACUACUAUCCAGGCAGCCCUGAAGAGACAGGAGGCCAGCAUGUCCAGCUGGCUGAACGGUUUUCCGACGCCGCGCUGGUGUCGAUGUCGGUGCGGGAGCUGAACCGGCAGCUGCGGGGCUGCGGGCGCGACGAGGCGCUGCGGCUGAAGCAGAGGCGCCGCACGCUGAAGAACCGCGGCUACGCGCAGGCCUGCCGCUCCAAGCGGCUGCAGCAGCGGCGCGGCCUGGAGGCCGAGCGCGCCCGCCUGGCUUCCCAGCUGGACGCGCUGCGGGCCGAGGUGGCGCGCCUGGCCCGGGAGCGCGACCUCUACAAGGCGCGCUGUGACCGGCUGGCCUCGGGCGGCCCCGGGGCGAGCGAGCACGGCCACUUCUUCCUGGGGGUGGUCGAGUAGGAGGGCAGCCCGGGGCGCCUCCCAGCCCCUUCCUAGCACCACGCAACCCCCACCAACACGCAUUUCCUGGCCUCUCAAGGCGUGCUUCGAGAUUAGAUGUUGCUCAUUUUCCGGGAGACGGGGCUCACCCACUCAUGCAGAAGGUGUUGGGAAAUCCAUUACCUCCUGCCCCAACCUACUGACAUCUAAAGCCAGGCACUGUGUGUAGUGGGGGGUGGGGGGUGGACUGGGUCAUGGAGGGGUGAUGCAAUGAAUGGCAGGUGGAGGAAUGGUGGGGCUCCCCCACCCCUCAGUUUAGUAUUUAAUUCAAGGUUUUGAAGCAGUACAUAGGGUGGUAAUUAGCAAUGAGGCUGCAUUUUUGUUUCGGGGCUGGGAACCUUCCCGCUUGGAGAAUAAUACAUUUUUCAAGAUUUCAGCUUCCACUAGCAAGACAGACUAGGAAUGUUAGCCAAGAGGCUUUCUUCCUACCCAGCCUAGUGGUCUCCAGGGCUUAGAGCAGCACAGUCCAAGGAGGCAAAGGGUGGUGAUGGUUGGGGUGGGCCUGGAGAAGCGCGGGAAGGAGUCUGGAGACCCGGGCACUAGUUGCUGUGUUGCAGGAUCCCUUUGUCACCUUGAGCAAAUCAUUAGCUCCUUGAGAUUCAGUCACCUGCUCAAAUCCUCAUACAAUCCUCAUCAUGGAAGGCCCUCUGACACCUUUCCAGUUUUCUGUUAUCUUCUUAGUGUGGGAGCUUUGGUAAUUUCCCCCUGAAGCCCUCAGGGCAGCCUCACAUGCAAGGGCUUCCUGCAAGCAGCCUGGACACGGCCCUCAGCUGCCCACCUAGGCUGCCUCAACCUCCUGACUGGAAGAGGAUGCUCUUGACACCUUCUGUGGCUCUGAGAGCCAAGGGGUGACUUGCCCUAGCAUGCUGAGCUUUUGUGAAUUAA
Erinaceus europaeus (western European hedgehog) is the source of this 1790-nucleotide messenger RNA. RefSeq names its product neural retina leucine zipper (gene NRL). The transcript is spliced from 2 exons. NCBI's taxonomy places the organism in Eukaryota, Metazoa, Chordata, Mammalia, Eulipotyphla, Erinaceidae. Gene Ontology annotation, molecular function: RNA polymerase II cis-regulatory region sequence-specific DNA binding; DNA-binding transcription factor activity, RNA polymerase II-specific. Bases 141 to 866 code for a protein of 241 amino acids. Gene Ontology annotation, cellular component: nucleus. The record is from RefSeq and is a predicted model, not a curated record. Gene Ontology annotation, biological process: regulation of transcription by RNA polymerase II.